UCCCUGCCCGCCAUGAGUGCGCAAAGAUUCCGCGCCCAGGUCCUCGAAGAUUUCAAUGAGCAUUUCCAGUCCGACGAUGUCGUCUUCGCAUCCCAAAAGACCAAGCUGGCCGCCGAGCGCAAGAUGGGCGUGAAAGUCCAGCGUCCAGACGACGCCCAUGUCAACAGCUUUCCUGACCUGAUGGAGACCUUCGUGGGCGUCGAACGCGUCGUGCCGACAAGGAAAGAGCUGCCAGACGACCUUACUUUGGCGCCAGCCUUCAUUUACACCUGCAAAGGCGUCGAAUGCAACAAGGCCGAGGAUGGACGAACCCUCAUCUUCAACGCUCGUCGAAUCGAGGGCCAGUGGUUCACAACGUCGUGCCUCGUCUGUACCGAGCUCAAGAGCAAGCGGUGUGACGUUGUUAACACGCGGCUAGAGCAGCGACCUGGCGCUGAAACAAACGGCCACGGAAAGCGCCCAGCGUCCGAGGACGACGGUCACGACGACCAGGUCGCCAAGCGGCAAUCUACACGCACUUCGGCUGUUGGCACCUCAUCCGGCUCUGAGGCGGCAAAAGCAGCACCAGCUGCCUCCAAGCCAGGAUUGUUCGACAGCCCGUUCAAGCCGGGCCUCCGCGGGGAAAACGGCGGCCCACAGGGCGGUUCCGCCUUGGAAGCUCGCAGGUUGACAGAUGUUACUGCCGAGCUGAGGUUCCAGACGAGGGAGGUUGACACGCUGCGCAAGGAUCGGCAAGCGCGUGAGGAGAGGAUCAAGUCGCUGAAGGCCGAGCUGGAGGAGCAGAAGGCGGAGAACAUGGAUCUGCGCAAAAGCCAGCAAGAGGCAACAGACGAGCUCAAGGCGCAGGUCGCCGACUUGCGCAAGGCCAAGGACGCGGCUGAGAAGGAGCUGGAGUUAUCAGUGUCGCGCCGGCCAGAUGGCGCCUCCAAGUCGUCGGAACGGCAUACCGACGCGCUCAGCAAGGCCCUCGACGCGCAGGAGAAGACGAUCAACAUCCUCGAGUCGCAGCUCAAGGCGGCCAACGACAAGAUUGCCGACCUCGAGCAGGCUGCCGUUGGUACCAGUCUGCGCAAGGUCACCAAGGCGGUCGCCGACCUGACUGCGCGCUUCGACCUGGUCCGCAACGACCAUGCCGACCAGCUCUCCCUGCUCCUCAACGCCCAGCGGGAUAUCAAGGACCGGCUCGGGCUCGGCGGAGACGACAAGAUCACGGCGCUGGAAGACAGCAUUGACGAGAUUCGCGACAAGCUGGGCAUGGAGGACAAGUUGUAG
Messenger RNA from Vanrija pseudolonga, 1272 nucleotides. RefSeq lists its product as uncharacterized. The record is from RefSeq and is a predicted model, not a curated record. The transcript is spliced from 3 exons. NCBI's taxonomy places the organism in Eukaryota, Fungi, Basidiomycota, Tremellomycetes, Trichosporonales, Trichosporonaceae. Bases 13 to 1272 code for a protein of 419 amino acids.